Molecule: messenger RNA, 890 nt
Organism: Tripterygium wilfordii
Lineage: Eukaryota; Viridiplantae; Streptophyta; Magnoliopsida; Celastrales; Celastraceae
Product: transcription factor MYB13-like
Exons: 3
Coding region: 73-792 (239 amino acids)
Source: RefSeq, a predicted model, not a curated record
CAGUAUUUGAGAGAGCCAGAACUCACAAGGUAGAGGACAGAGGUUCCUUGUUGUUUGAGAGAUUGGCUAACAAUGGUGAGGGCUCCUUGCUGUGAAAAGAUGGGGUUGAAGAAGGGUCCAUGGACUCCUGAAGAAGAUCAAAUACUCAUUAAUUACAUUGAUCUCCACGGCCAUGGCAAUUGGAGAGCUCUUCCUAAACUAGCUGGGUUGUUGAGGUGUGGAAAGAGUUGCCGGCUCCGGUGGACUAAUUAUCUGAGGCCGGACAUAAAAAGAGGGAAUUUCACCGGAGAAGAAGAGGAAACCAUCAUCAACUUGCAUGCAAUGUUGGGGAACAGAUGGUCGGCGAUUGCAGCAAGAUUACCAGGAAGAACAGACAACGAGAUUAAAAAUGUCUGGCACACCCAUUUGAAGAAGAGAAUCAAACACACCCAACCCAUCGUCAAUCCCUCCAAAUUCAACAAAAUUCAGGAAGAACCACCGGUGAAUUUUCCGAUUCAGGCGAGAUCCGAUGCCACGGAGAGCUCCAGUGACGUUUCUUCCUUGACCACGGGCAUUAAGGUGGAGUCACAAGACAUGUUUUGUCAUAUGGACGAUGAUUUUUGGUCGGAAGUGUUGUCCAUCGACAAUUCAGACGUGGUUAGUGAUUUUUCGACGGUUGGUGUUAGCCAAGAACUUCAGUACUAUUUAUCACCGGCGAUGGAAGCUGGCUCAAAUAUGCAUGAUAACAUGGAGUUUUGGUACAAUCUUUUUAGUAGGUCAGGAGAAUUGCCAGAUUUGUUACCAAAUUUUUAGAUGAUUGUUGGACUUCACAAAAUUGUGUGUGAAUGUAACUCAAUUAAUUUAGAGCUAAACAAAUAUAAUCUAUCUCUUUUACUUUUUCUUUUUUGAAA